ACAAUGAGUGCUAAAUAUGGCCUAGUAGGGUACAACAGUUCGCGGAAGCACCUUUCAAUAUCGAUCCCGUCAUCCACAGAAGUGAUGUCUCCUCAUAUUAAGUCACUGGAGGAACUACGGGUUCUGGGAAUCAGCCUUAGCAACUACAGUACCCCUACACAGUUUUUCAUCUGUGUGGCUGGAGUCUUCUUCUUUUACCUGAUAUAUGGAUACCUACAGGAGUUAAUAUUUUCUGUGGAGGGGUUCAAGCCCUUUGGUUGGUAUCUGACUCUGGUCCAGUUUGGUUUGUAUUCUGUGUUCGGACUCAUGGAGCUUCAGCUGACUCAAGACAAACGCAGGAGGAUACCUGGGAAGACGUAUAUGGUCCUUGCCUUUCUAACAGUAGGCACAAUUGGCCUUUCGAACACGUCCCUGGGUUACUUGAACUACCCGACACAGAUCAUCUUUAAAUGCUGUAAACUCAUUCCUGUCAUGAUCGGAGGUGUAUUUUUACAAGGUAAACGUUAUAAUGUGGUCGACGUGUCUGCUGCUGUCUGCAUGAGUUUCGGACUCAUUUGGUUCACGCUCGCUGACAGCCGAGUGGCGCCCAACUUUAAUGUCACAGGUUUUCUCCUAAUUUCCGUGGCACUGUGUGCAGAUGCUGUUAUUGGAAAUGUGCAGGAGAAAGCCAUGAAACUUCAUAAUGGUUCCAAUUCUGAAAUGGUUUUGUACUCGUACUCCAUCGGCUUUGUGUACAUACUGACAGGGCUGACCUGUGUGGGCGGGCUGGGACCAGCAGUGGCUUUCUGUUCAAAGGAACCUCUGAAGACGUACGGUUAUGCAUUCCUUUUCUCUCUGUCGGGUUAUUUUGGCAUCUCCUUUGUGUUGGCCUUAAUUAAGCUGUUCGAUGCUCUGGUUGCUGUUACAGUGACCACUGGGCGGAAAGCCAUGUCAAUUGUUCUUUCAUUCGUGUUCUUCACCAAGCCCUUCACUUUUCAGUACAUCUGGGGCGGCCUUCUGGUGCUUUUUGGCAUCUUCUUGAAUGUUUACAGUAAAAACCGUGACAAAAUGAAGUUUCCCUUCAUCAAGGACCUCAGUAGAUGGCUGCUAACGGGGAAAAAAGUCCAACUUCAUUCACAAAAUGUAUGA
Messenger RNA from Nerophis lumbriciformis (worm pipefish), 1128 nucleotides. Lineage: Eukaryota; Metazoa; Chordata; Actinopteri; Syngnathiformes; Syngnathidae. The record is from RefSeq and is a predicted model, not a curated record.